This is a messenger RNA of Grosmannia clavigera kw1407, 726 nucleotides long. RefSeq names its product npp1 domain containing protein. The transcript is spliced from 3 exons. The coding region runs from base 1 to 726 and encodes 241 amino acids. Lineage: Eukaryota; Fungi; Ascomycota; Sordariomycetes; Ophiostomatales; Ophiostomataceae. The record is from RefSeq and is a predicted model, not a curated record.
AUGGCCGUGUUUUCUCGUCUUCUCCGCAGCACGACGGCGCUGCUGGCCAUCGGAUCGGCCGUCGCCAACCCGGUUGAGCGCCGUGGCACUGUCGACUCGGAUGCGAUCGUCGGCUUCGCCCAGGCAGUCCCCAGCGGUACCGUCGGCGAGGUCUACCUGGCGUAUCAGCCGUACCUUAAGGUCGUCAACGGCUGCGUGCCCUACCCGGCCGUCGAUGCCGAGGGCAACACCAAUGCCGGCUUGAAGACGUCGGGCUCCAGCAACGGUGGCUGCUCCAGCAGCACGGGCCAGAUCUACGUGCGCGGCGCCACCUACGGCAAAUACUAUGCCGUGAUGUACUCUUGGUACAUGCCCAAGGACGAGCCCUCGGAUGGUCUCGGCCACCGCCAUGACUGGGAGGGUACCAUUGUCUGGCUGACCAGCGGCACCAGCACAACGACUGGCAACAUCGCCGCCGUCUGCCCGUCUGCACACGGAAAGUGGGAUUGCACUACCGACGGCUAUACCUUGUCCGGCACCAAGCCACUGAUCAAGUACGAGAGCGUCUGGCCCGUCGACCACUCGUGCGGCUUGACCACCACCGUCGGCGGCACCCAGCCUAUGAUAUCCUGGGAGGAAUUGCCCACCGUGGCCCAGGACGCUCUCACCAACACCGACUUUGGCGACGCAAACGUGCCGUUCAAGGAUGCCAACUUUGAUACCAACCUGGGCAAGGCUACGUUUUAG